AGAGAACCACAGUUGAUUCACCCACACAAACAAACAAGUAUUUUCGAAAACAAAAAAUCAGUGAGCAAAGUUUGAUACUUCAUUGGCAAUCAAUAAGAAAAAAAUAAUAAAUUAUAAUAAAAAGAAAACCCAUAUAAUAUAAAUUACCAUAAUUCCUUCUAAAUUUUAAGUAUUAUCUAUUAAAAAGGUUAGUCAUCAAAUUCUAAAUAAAAAUGACCAGUGAACAAGAUCCAGAGAAGAAUAUAUCAUUGGAAAAUUUAGAUGAAGAAGAAUAUGAAUAUAUUUACGGCACGGAAGAUGGUAAUUAUUCCCAAAGUGAGACCACCCAUAUGGGUGAAGAGGCUGAAGAAGCGGCCGAAGAUAUAUUCUCUUACCUUGGGGAGGCAUCGGAUGAUCCAGAACAAAAACGUCGGUUCAUGGAAUAUUUGAGCUUAAUCAAAGAAAUUGAAUGUCAAAACCAAAUGGUUGAAGAUAUAAAAGCUAAAAUAAUGGAACUUUGCGCAAAGCCUUGUAAAACAAAAUGCGAAAUGAAAGAUAUUAAACGGCUGCGAGUGUGUAUGGAACAAGAGCUAAUAAAGCUUCAAUGUUUAAUGACAAAAGCUAUGGAACUACAAAACUUCGGUUCCAGACGUCGCUAUCAUGAAAUACCGAUUGCCACGACAAUAGACGAGGAUAAUAUGACAUCAUACGCCGGGUGCACUCAUCCGCAAAUUCAAAACAAUUGGAAGCGUAACGAAAGCAGUGACGACGCGGAUAAAGGCGUAUGUCAGGAACAGAAGGACUCAAAUGAGCAGAAAGCUUUGCGUGGCUUGUGUAAGGCAUUAGGCAAGAUGAAAAUCUGUUGCCCUGAAGAUAGAAAGCUCGUACAGGAAAUUGCCUGUGCUUUAUUGGGACAUAAAAAGAAAAAGAAUGCACAAUCUUCGCCACCUUGUAUGCCGUCAUUGCCACCAUGCCAAGGGCCAUGUCCACCAUUUGCUAAGACCCCGAAGAAAAGCAAGCCUCGGCUAUGCUCCUCCGAUUCAAUGCCUGGUGCAGACUCGCUGGAACGACUCAAGCAGAAGAUCACGUGCAUGCAGUCAUCUGUGGGUCAACUAAAGCAGGAAAUUUAUCGGCGUGAACGUCAAAAGCAGCAGCCCUGUUAUGGAGUGACGGAAGAAAAAGAGGAUAUUUGUUCAGAGGAACCCGAUCCCAUUGGAGUUUGCUUAGGCAAACGUACUGCCAAAGCUGAUGAAAUGGCUAGGUUAAGAGAAAAUUAUCUACAUUUGCUAUCAGAGUUCUCGAAGAAGGAUUGCCAAUUAAAAGAGAUGGAAAAAAGGCUCAAAGGAUUUUGCGGAAGCUGUAACGACGGCAACGGCCGCGGUGAAGGACGCAGUGCCGACCAAUCUGAGCUGAUUGUGCUUCGGCAACGUGUCGCUGAUAUGAAAGAGGAGCAAAUAGAGUUUAAGUGUCUUAUGAAGGAACAGUCGCAGCAGUUAGAAGAAUAUCGCAACAAGUACCUCGUAGCACAACAAAAGGUGGAAGAACAAAGUGUAACGUUGGAGAAAUUGAACAUGAAUAACAAGCGCAUUGAAAAACAAAUAAAUACAGAAGUUAAAGAGAUUCGCGCCAAGUUCCAAGAGAAACUCAACGAACUCCUACACUUCCCUAAGCUGCUGGAGAACGAGCAACUCAAGUUAGCACAAGCCUGCAAGGAAAAAGAAGACUUACAAGGCAAGCUAAUGCUCGUAUGCAAAGAACUCAAAGCGCUAAAGGCUCAAGUUGAGGCACCAAAGGACGAUGUUGAUUGUCGGCCGAAGUUGUUGAAAUGUCAGAUGGAGCUUGAGCAGUGUAAAACACGGCUCGAAGAAAUGGAGAGACAACGCGAUCUCUUCUGCGAACAGCUCAAGACUACGCAAGACGAUUUCGACACAUUACGUUCCGAGUCGGCCAAGAUCAUUGCCCGUACCAAGGAGCGUGCCGAAGCGACAAGGUGCCAAAUGCAGGAACAAAUUGAUAGGCUCGAAAAGGAACUGGCACAAUGUCGUGCCACUGCUUGUCUUUCGGUCAGCGAUCGUGAAGCAGUUAUUCGUGAGAUGCAGGGCCAACUUAACACACUUUCGUACAGUUUCGAUGCAGCGCAAAAGCAAAUUAAAACGCUGCGUAAUCAUAUUGCUUACGUUUCCAAUGAAAAUUGUUUUCCUGUGAAGUGCUGAUUAACGAAGGCAUUUCUUU
This is a messenger RNA of Rhagoletis pomonella (apple maggot), 2211 nucleotides long. RefSeq names its product axoneme-associated protein mst101(2). Gene Ontology annotation, biological process: regulation of cilium assembly. Gene Ontology annotation, cellular component: centrosome. The transcript has 2 exons. The record is from RefSeq and is a predicted model, not a curated record. NCBI's taxonomy places the organism in Eukaryota, Metazoa, Arthropoda, Insecta, Diptera, Tephritidae. The coding region runs from base 213 to 2192 and encodes 659 amino acids.